UGUCUGAAUUGGCACAACUGGAAAGCUACAAACACUAUUUACAACACUAUUUAUUCCUCUGUAAAUACAGUAACGACUGGGGGGAAAAACAAUCUUUACAAUAAAAAUAAACUACAUUUUUAAAAACUCAGGAUUUUAUAGAACUGCUGGAGGAUCCCUCUACAACUUAGAUUUGGAUAUGGAGGACGAAGUAAAAUGGGCAUCAGAACUAAUUGAUCAGAAAUUGGAAUUUGAGAAUAAAAAUGAGAAUAUGAAACCUCGUUUCCGCAAAAUAGGAGUGAUUGAUAUUGAUUCCAAUGAACUAGAGGAUAAACUAAAACAACCAGUGAAUCGAAAUAUUGCCAAUCUGAAGGGCGAAGAAAGGGUUAGGAAAACAUCAGUGGAUUUGAGAAAAGAAAUUAUAGAUGUUGGUAGCAUCCAGAAUCUCAUUGAAAUACGAAAAAAGAGACAAGAAAGGAAGAAGAAGAAAUCUCAAGUAACAGUACCAGAGCCUGUGCCAGAACCCCAAGAAAUUACAGGGCCCGUCAGUGCCGAGACAUUUCUCAAGGCUGCUGUUGAAGGCAAGAUGAAUAUAAUUGAGAAGUUCUUGGAAGACGCUGGCUCUCCAGAUACUUGUGAUGAGUUCAAGAGAACAGCGCUUCAUAGAGCAUCGCUAGAGGGCCACGUUGAAAUUAUCAAGAAAGUUUUAGACAGUGGACCAACAGUAAACUUCAGAGAUCGGCUGGACUCCACUGCUAUUCACUGGGCUUGUCGCGGUGGUCGACUGGAAGUUGUGAAACUUCUUCAGGAUAGCGGAGCUGAAAUCAAUGUCAAGGACAAGUUACUAAGCACACCUUUGCAUGUUGCUACUCGCACCGGGCACGCUGAUAUUGUGGAACACCUGAUUGCUACUGGGGUGGAUAUAAAUGCCAAAGACAGGGAAGGUGACACAGCUUUGCACGAUGCUGUCAGGCUUAACCGGUACAAAAUUAUCAAAAUGCUUAUCAUAUAUGGUGCCAACAUGAUGACGAAGAAUGCAAAUGGUAAAACUCCUACAGAUCUUGUACAGCAGUGGCAAGCAGACACAAGGGAGGCAUUACUGAAAAGGACUGCAAAUGGCACAGAGAAGCAAGUGUGAAUAUAGAAACACUGGCAUCAAAGACACCGACAGUGAGACAUCAGAAUGUGGUUGCAAAUGUCAUCUGUAAGCUAUUUUUGUAAAUGGAGAUGGAUAGUUUUCUUUUUUUUUUAAUUUUGUAUAGGCAUUUCUUUAUCUGUGUUUUAUUGUACAUUAUUCUUGGAAAAAUGAAUUAGUUAGGCAAAUAAUGAUGUGUGAUAUAACUCACAAAUGUAUGUAGCAAACUCUGUAGUGACUGUAAUAUUCACAACAGCAGUACCGUAAAAUAAAGCUACUAAGCUCUGCUUGCAGUGUGUCACAGCAUUAAAGGGACAGUAUACACGCAUUUUCAUAUAACUGUAUGUAAUAGACACUACUAUAAAGAACAAGAUGCCCAGAUACUGAUAUUAAAACCCAUGGUAAAACGGUUUAAAGACUUACUUAGAAACUCUCAGUUUAGCUCUGUUGAAAAGGUAGCUGGAAACCCCACUGCAAGUGGGAAAUAAGACCCUCCCCCCCCUCCCCUUCUUUUGCUUAUGAAAAGACCCUUUACACAAACAGGAGCAAGCUGGAGUAGGUAGCUGACGGUAUUCACAUAAAACUUUGGGGCUUGGUUAGGAGUCUGAAAAUCAGAGCAAUGUUAUUUAAAAAUAAGCAAAACUAUACAUUUAAAAAAAAAAAAAAAAAACUUUAUGGGCUAUAUAAAAAGAUCAUCUACAAAACAUAUAUGCAAAGAAAAAAUAAGUGUAUAAUGUCCCUUUAAGUGCUACUACGGUCUAUAAAUAAGUGCAUAUUGUGAAUGCCUUAUCUUAACAUAAAAAUGACACAUGCAUGGGAUGAUUUAUUUAUUGGCUCUACAAAAAAUAUAACUAGAUCAGGUUGUCCAAACUAAGGCCCCUGUUCUGUAACAUUUUCCUACCUUGUUACGUUGUCCUACCUACGUAACGCGUACGGCCAAGCCUACAUCUAGAUAGAGAACUUUCACAUCCGCCAUAUUUGUUUCAUAAGGAGGGUGAUGUUAAAAUAGUGAUCGGAUUCUGUAUAAUUUUCCGACCACGUUAUAUUUGGCUGUUUUGAGUGCAGAGCUCGCUCAAACAUAAAUAAUUAAAACCUAAACACAAAUUAUUAUGUAUGGUAUUAGCUUGUGAUGAUAGCGUUCAUUUUAUAAAUGUAUUUUUCAGGCUACGUAACAAAAAAGAAUGGAAACAUAUCUGUACCCUGAAAAAAUACAUUUAUAAAAUGAACGCUAUCAUCACAAGCUAAUAACAUACAUAAUAUUUAUUGAUUAUGUUUUAUGUUUGAGCGAGAUCUGCGCUCAAAACAGCCAAAUAUCACCAUCCGAUUAAUAUUUUGACAUCAGCCUCUGUUUCAAACAAAAAUGGCGGAUAUGAAAGAGCUCCAUCUGGCCGUACGCCUUACGUAGGUAGAAAAGCAUAACACAGUAGGUAACUAUAACAGAACACCCCUAGCCAAUCACACUUAAGGGGACAUGAAACCCAAAACAUUUAUUUUGUCAUUUAGACAGAGAAUAUCGUUUUAAAAAAAAGUCUCCAAUUUACUUCUAUUAUCAAAUUUGCUUUUUUGCCAUGAUAUUCUGUGUUGAAGAGAUAUCUAGGUAGGCAGGAAAUAGUGCUGCCCUCUAGUGUUCUUAUAAAUUAAUAACAUUCUUUCAAAACUGCUGCUAUAUAAUGCUCCAGAAAUGGGCCGCCUCCUAAGUGUAGGUCCAUGCUUUUCAAAAAAUGAUACCAAGAGAAUGAAGUAAAAUUGAUAAUAGAAGUAAAUUAUAAAGUUGUUCAAUAUCCCAUAUUCUAUCUGAAUCAUGAAAGAAACUCAUUUAUGUUCCCUGUGUACAGAUUCAGGGAAUGAUUUUUGGCCAGUGGGGAUAUUCAGGUUUUAAAGUAACGGAGUUUGAUUAGACUGAAGUAUACAUUGUGGUUUUGAAUAAUGAUAAUUCCAAAUGUUUUAACCGACCCUGCGAGUGAAAAAUAAAUAAGUAAAUAGAUAAAUAAAAACUCUGAAAUGGCCCUUCUUGUGAAAAAGUUGGACAACCUUGAGUUGAAAAUCAUUCCCUUUUACGCGUUUUGAUGCUUUGUAAAUAAAAUGAAAUGAAUGGUCUGACAAUUUUCUAACAGUAGCUUGAGACUGCAGACAUUGUAUGUAAGCAGAAUCUAAGAAUGACUGUUACAUGCAGUUUUUAAAAAUAGCAAAAAGAAGGUAUACCUGGCUAUUCUGUACAAAAAUGUUAUAUAUGCCUAUGUGGGUGAGGUCAGUUCUAUAAAUAUUCUUUGCUGAAUGCUGCCUAGACAGGAUUUUUUUCCCCCCACAGGAGAUUACAGUCUAUAUACAAUUACAAUCCUGUUGCUAAAAGAAGCCCAUGUAAAGACAUGAAUUGUCACUUUUUUAAUACCAAAUCCCAUCUACUCAACAUAUCAUAAUCAUCUCAGAAACUUUUAACUAAUAGCUUUCCUGUUGUUCAAAUACUGGCUUAUAAUAAGGUAUUGGAGGGAGUAAGUUUAACACUAGCUGGCUGUGUUGGUACCAUUUAAAGGGCCAUUAUACAUGUUACUUUAUCAAUAUCAACCCUGCAAGUCUAUGUAUUGGAAAGGGAAUAAACACAUAGUUAAAAUAGCACUCGAGAGUCGUCCGCUGGUUCUGAGCAGGUAUGGCCAAUAUGCUAAUGAGCAGUGGUAGGAAAACAGUUGGGUUGUGUGAAUGCCACUGCUGAUUGGCUAAACAGCCAUUUCCCAUGGGGCCAGCAGUUCUCUGUAGCUCUAAGCAGUUUGUUAACUAUGUGUUUAACACCUCUGUGGGGGACAAAGUCGAAUUACAGCAUGUAAUAAUGGCCCUUUAACACUAUUUUAAGACAGGAGACACAUGGUUGAGACUUGGUGAUCGGAGAUAAAGAAUCUAGUUGUUUAGGGUAUUCAAAGCUGCAGAGGGGGCAGUUGGCUGGACAUGGGCGUUUCAUAGGCGUAUCUAAAAUUGUCUCUCUAAUCCGAGGGUAAUUAUGUAAAGGUUUUUGCACUACAGAUAUCACAUUAUUUUUUUUGCCAGCUAGAAGGUGGCAAGCUUUUCUCAAAACACUGAAAAUACUUAAAACACUAAUAGACAAACACAUACAUAGGAAAAUAUAGGCAGCUGUAAAAUGCUUUACGCAAAAAGCAGCGUAAUGGGAUUUAUAUUGGCUGCAGGAUUUACGUUAUAAAGUGCGCCUCCUGCUCACUGCUAACUUUGCUCUGUGGUGCAGUGUCCCUUUUCAGUGAGCUACAUUACUUUCAAUAGGAGACAUCUCGCUACUUGCAGCGACUGCCCCUUGUUUACGAUAAUUCCACCAUAGCAGUGUCACGUCUGAAAUGACAAGGUUUAGACCAUCGGGCCCUAAAUAUCACAUGAUCAAUGAGAAAAGGCAUUUUUUUAAGCAAAUGCCAGGUUUAAAAUAACAAAAAGCAAGGAUGCACCCCAAAGAAAAGAUUCAGAUCCAUGAAACCCUUUAUUAGAAAGAUGAGGUAUCUGUCACAGGGUUGAUGGAAAAACAUUUGCAACUCUGUGUUUAACUCUUGUUAAAGUCUUACGUGGAGUUGCAAGCACUGCAGCUACUAAGCUGGACAGAGCCAGUGAUUAGCUCACCAGCUGCUUCCUGCUUGUGACCAGCAGGUCACUGCGGCUCCUGAGGACUUUAAGUGUAUGUUUAACCCCUUUGCAGGGGUUUAAUUAAACACAUAGAUUUGCAGUGUCGAUAGUGCAAAAACUGCAUGCACUAAAAUGUCCCUUUAAAAAAUCAUGAAACCACAAAAUGUUCCUUUGUGAUUCAGACAGAGCAUACAAUUCCAAUUUACUUAUAUUAUUUAAUUGCUUAGUCUCUUGGUAUCCCUUGUUCAAAAUCAUACCUAGGCAGGCUCAGAAGCUGGGAGCUUUAUUGAUAAUCAAAGUAAAUUGGGAAGUUGCUUAAAAAUCUAUGCUGUAUCUGGAUCAAGAAAGAAAAAUAAAAUUGGGUUUCAUGUCCCUUUAAAGUGAUGGUAAAUCCUAGCGUUUGUGAAACACUAGGAUUUACCAUUGGAACAAAUAAAGGGGACUUUCAGUCAUGAAGUAUAAAAUACUUAGUGCUGAAAGCUCCUUUAUUUGUUUGCUGCAUUCGCCACACUGAGCUGCUAAGCAGCCCACGGCAGAACGCUAUUUGGCUGAGAGGUGACUAUUCCACCCCUUAGUUAAAGGGACAUUAAACACUAAAUACAUGCUAGAUAGAAUGAUGCAUGCAAAUAAAAGAUUAGUCUAUGACAAACAUGUAGAUGUAUUUUUUAAAGUUUCAUUAGUUGUUUAAAAAGUGACAAAAUAAGUGUAAAAUUUUAGUGUCUAUAAAACACUGGGAGCUGCCAUGUUGUAACUUGUGUUACCUUCUCUGCUGUGGCCAAUUAGGGACCGUUAUAAAUAGGUCACUAGAGUGUGCAGCCAAUGGUUGUGCUGGAUUUAACAAUUUUCUGCACUUCCAUUUCUAACAGGAACUGAAAAGCUCACAAUUUCAGAAUGGAAUUACAGGCAAAGAGGACAAAAUAAAUAAUGAAAGUAUAUUGCAGAGUUGUUUUAUAUAUACAAUUUAUCAUUUUAUAUUACCAUCUCAAAGUGUUUAAUGUCCCUUUAAUAGCCGUGCGCAAAUCCAGCACCAAACCGGAUUUCCCGCAUGGCUAUUGGCUAAGAGGUGGAAACGUCUCACCACUCAGCCAAAUAGCGUUCUGCCGUGGGCUGCCUUAGCAGCUCAUUGCGGCAAACACUGCAAACAAAUAAACGCUAGGAUUUACCAUAACUUUACUCUCUGCAAAGGGGUUUAACCCAUGUUAAAGUCCCGCUAGUGAGCCAUAGAGAAUAUCAGGUGAGCAGGGGUUAAACACAUGUGUAGGUGAGUAGAGAAAAGCCACAGAAUAAGAGCGUGCCAUUUUUGCACUCAAAUGUCAGUUAGUAUUAACAAAUACUUUUGUGUCUAUUUAAUUUGACUUGUUAUUUCUGACUUCCAUACUCAGGUUAGAUCAAAUAAUUGUAAUUGCAGAAAUUCUUGACAUCCGGUGUGAUCUGAAGUUCUGAAGUUCUUAUUAUUAAUAAAAUAACAUCCAAACAGUUGGAAGAAAUGAUUCAUUUGAAUCAGAAGCUAAAAUUACUUCAACGUGAAUAUUUGAUUAAAUCUAAUUGUAUUUUAUACGUACAUUUAUUUUAGCUAUAUUUUACUGUAUGGAGAUUGUUAAAUACUAAAAAAAUACUGUCAAAUUGUUCUUACUGUUUUACAAAGAAAGCAUUAGUUUAAAUUGCAUUAAAGGGACAUUAAACACUAAAUAAUUUCUAGAUAGAGUGAUGCAUUCAAAUAAAAGAUUAGUCCUAGAAUAACAUGUAGAUGUAUUUUAAAAGUUACAUUAGCUGUUUAAAUAUUAGACAAAAUACAUGUUAAGUUUUAGUGUCUAUUAAUCUAUGGGAGCUGCCAUGUUGUAACUUAGGUUACCUUCUCUGCUGUGGCCAAUUAGGGACAGUUAUAAAUAGGUCACUAGAGUGUGCAGCCUAUGGCUGUGUGGGAUAUGUUCUGCACUUCAAUUUCUAACAGGAACUAAAAAGCUCACUAUUUCAGAAUGGAAUUACAGGAAAAGUGGAUGAAAUAAAUAAAGUAUAUUUCAGUUUUUUUUUUAUAUAUUACCAUCUCAAAGUGUUUAAUUUUAUUUUUAAAAUGUAAAUGCUAACCAGUUUAUUCUAAUAGACUUCUGUGUCAAAAAGUGGGAAAAAAAUUCACAAGAGAACUUACCAUAUUCUGAAGAGAUUAUUACAUACACUGAAAGCUAAAUAAAUAAAUCUUUCCAGGACUAAAAUUUGUGAUUGCAUCUAUAGCACUUUUACCUUGUACAUAUAUAGCUGCAAAUAAAUGUAUAUGCACUUCCUUAGGUGUUAGAAUAAGCAUUUUAUUUAUCAACUGUGGCAUUAUAUAGAUAUUUACAUACUGUAUGUAUUGCUAUUUCCCAAUUUAUGUUCUACACUGUAAUUAAUGUAUGUAAAGCUAGUAGAAUUAUACUGUUCUGUUUAUUUGCAACCUUUUAUCUGCAAUCACUAAUAAAACUAAAUACUACAA
Molecule: messenger RNA, 7193 nt
Organism: Bombina bombina (fire-bellied toad)
Lineage: Eukaryota; Metazoa; Chordata; Amphibia; Anura; Bombinatoridae
Gene: ANKRD2
Product: ankyrin repeat domain 2
Exons: 9
Coding region: 179-1117 (312 amino acids)
Molecular function (GO): protein binding
Source: RefSeq, a predicted model, not a curated record